AUGCAAGCGGAGGAGCCCUGCGCCCCCGGCGCCCCUGGUGCCCCGAGAAGCCAGCGCGCACCCAGUCCCGAGCCGCGCCUGUCCAGCCAGCUGCUGCCCGAACUCUACACCUUCGUGGCGCGAGUGCUGUUCUACCUGGCUCCCGUCUACCUGGCCGGCUACCUGGGGCUCAGCAUAACCUGGCUGCUGCUCGGCGCUCUGCUGUGGAUGUGGUGGCGCAGGAACCGCCGCGGGAAGCUUGGGCGACUGGCGGCCGCCUUCGAAUUCCUAGACAACGAACGCCAGUUCAUUAGCCGCGAGCUGCGGGACCAGCACCUGCCGGCCUGGAUCCACUUCCCGGAUGUGGAGCGGGUCGAGUGGGCCAACAAGAUCAUCUGUCAGACCUGGCCCUACCUGAGCAUGAUCAUGGAAAACAAGUUCCGGGAGAAACUCGAGCCCAAGAUCCGGGAGAAGAGCAUCCACCUGAGGACCUUCACCUUCACCAAGCUCUACUUUGGACAAAAGUGCCCCCGGGUCAACGGGGUCAAGGCGCACACUAACCAGCGCAAUCGAAGACGGGUGGUCCUGGACCUGCAGAUAUGCUACAUUGGGGACUGUGAGAUCAGUGUGGAGCUGCAGAAGAUACAGGCUGGUGUGAGCGGGAUUCAGUUGCAGGGCACGCUGCGGGUCAUCCUGGAGCCCCUCCUGGUGGACAAGCCCUUCGUGGGAGCCGUGACUGUGUUCUUCCUCCAAAAGCCGCAUCUGCAGAUCAACUGGACAGGCCUGACCAACCUGUUGGAUGUGCCGGGAAUCAAUGAGGUGUCAGACAGCCUGCUGGAGGACCUCAUUGCCGCCCACCUGGUGCUGCCCAACCGUGUGACUGUGCCUGUGAAGAGGGGGCUGGAUGUGACCAACCUGCUCUUCCCUCUGCCCUGUGGAGUGCUCAGGGUCCACUUGCUGGAGGCGGAGCAGCUGGCUCAGAAGGACAGCUUCCUAGGGGUCCGAGGCAAGUCAGACCCCUACGCCAAGGUGAGCAUUGGCCUACAGCAUUUCCGGAGUAGGACCAUCUACAAGAACCUGAACCCCACCUGGAAUGAGGUAUUUGAGUUUAUAGUGUAUGAAGUCCCUGGGCAGGACCUGGAGGUGGACCUGUAUGACGAGGAUCCCGACAGGGAUGACUUCCUGGGCAGCCUGCAGAUCUGCCUCGGGGACGUCAUGGCGAACAGAGUGGUGGAUGAGUGGUUUGCCCUGCACGACACAACCAGCGGGCGGCUGCACCUGCGGCUGGAGUGGCUUUCACUGACUGCCGACCCAGAAGCUCUGGUCGAGGACCAAGGUGGCCUUUCGACUGCCAUGCUCGUGGUCUUCUUGGAGAGUGCCUGCAACCUGCCGAGAAACCCUUUUGACUACCUGAAUGGUGAAUAUCGAGCCAAAAAACUCUCCAGGUUCACCAAAAAUAAAGUCAGCAGAGACCCUUCUUCCUAUGUCAAGCUAUCUGUAGGCAAGAAGACACAGACUAGCAAGACUUGUCCCCACAGCAAGGACCCAGUGUGGAGCCAGGCGUUCUCCUUCUUUGUGUCCAACGUGGCAGCUGAGGAGCUGCAUCUGAAGGUGCUAGAUGAUGACCAGGAGUGUGCUCUGGGAGUGCUGGAGUUCCCUCUGUGCCAGAUUCUACCCUAUACAGACCUCACCCUUGAGCAGCGCUUUCAGCUGGACCACUCAGGCCUGGACAGCCUCAUCUCCAUGAGGCUGGUGCUUCGGUUCCUGCGCGUGGAAGAACGAGAGAUGGGGAGCCCAUACACAGGACCUGAAGCCCUAAAGAAAGGUCCUCUGUUCAUUAAGAAGGUGGACACCAACCAGGAUCCCAAAGCCCCAUCCCAGGGAGAGUGCCCUGCAAAUCUGCCAUGCCCUCCAGAUCCUGCUUCUGAUACCAAAGAAACCUCCAACAGCACUAUGACAGCCCCCAGUACCACUAUUGCUGCCACCGAGCCCGCGCCCCAAGAGACAGGCCCAGAGCCCGCAGGCAAGGACAGUGCCAAAGGGCUCUGUGAGCCCUUGGGGAAGAAGAAGAGUUCGGCCACCAUCUUCCUGACUGUCCCAGGCCCCCACUCUCCAGGGCCCAUCAAGUCACCCAGACCCAUGAAAUGCCCUGCCUCCCCACUCGCAUGGCCGCCCAAGAGGCUGGCUCCCAGCAUGUCCUCGCUCAACUCCCUGGCCUCCUCCUGCUUUGACCUGACAGAUAUCAGCCUCAACAUUGAAGGCGGGGAGCUCAGGCAGCGGAGGCUGGGUGAGGUUCAGCUCACCGUGCGUUACGUGUGUCUGCGGCGCUGCCUCAGCGUGCUCAUCAAUGGCUGCAGAAACCUGACACCCUGUACCAUCAGUGGAGCUGAUCCCUAUGUCCGUGUCUACUUGUUACCGGAGAGGAGGUGGGCAAGUCGUAAGAAGACCUCAGUAAAACGGAAGACCCUGGAACCCCUGUUUGAUGAGACAUUUGAAUUUUUUGUUCCCAUGGAAGAAGUAAAGAAGAGGUCACUAGAUGUCGCAGUGAAAAACAGUAGGCCACUUGGCUCACACAGAAGGAAGGAGCUAGGAAAAGUACUGAUUGACUUAUCAAAAGAGGAUCUGAUUAAGGGCUUCUCACGAUGGUACGAGCUGACUCCAGAUGGACAGCCCAGAAGUUGA
Messenger RNA from Odobenus rosmarus divergens (Pacific walrus), 2661 nucleotides. RefSeq names its product extended synaptotagmin-like protein 3 (gene ESYT3). The transcript is spliced from 23 exons. Lineage: Eukaryota; Metazoa; Chordata; Mammalia; Carnivora; Odobenidae. Gene Ontology annotation, biological process: lipid transport. The record is from RefSeq and is a predicted model, not a curated record. Bases 1 to 2661 code for a protein of 886 amino acids. Gene Ontology annotation, molecular function: lipid binding.